Molecule: messenger RNA, 1476 nt
Organism: Talaromyces rugulosus
Lineage: Eukaryota; Fungi; Ascomycota; Eurotiomycetes; Eurotiales; Trichocomaceae
Exons: 7
Coding region: 1-1476 (491 amino acids)
Biological process (GO): positive regulation of transcription by RNA polymerase II
Cellular component (GO): nucleus
Molecular function (GO): transcription cis-regulatory region binding; DNA-binding transcription factor activity, RNA polymerase II-specific; zinc ion binding
Source: RefSeq, a predicted model, not a curated record
AUGGCCUCGGAUAUCUCGCCUUCACUGAAGCGCCCUACCGCUCGUCGGAAAGACCCAGCUUGCGGUACUUGUCGCAAAAAGUGCCGCAAAUGCGAUCGCAAGCGCCCCAUCUGCGACAGAUGUCGUACGAGGGGACUGCAUUGCGAAGGGUACCCUCCACGCUUUCAGUUCUGCGAGACAGUAACGGCGCCAGUCCCAUCAGCGUCGCCUUCGGGGUCCCUCGUAGCUCCGGAAGCUCCGACUAAGGCGUCAACGGUAGACUCAAUUUCCUCGCAGGCCUCCCUCUCUCCUGAUCAUGCUCUCCGUAACUUUACCACCUCGGGCUCGCCACCGCCGUCAUCGCCUGCAUAUUCUCCUUCCUCGUGCCUUGCUGGGGCACCCGAUUUCAACCAAGAUAUCUCCUCAAACCGGCGUCUAAUUGAGUACUUUGAUCAAUUUCUCAGCGAAUAUCUCACCAUUCAUGUACAGGGAACAAAUAAUCCCUUCCGAGAGCAUGUCCUGCCUCUUGUCUACCAACACCAAAGCAUUCUACACGCUCUGCUAGGACUUUCAGCAUGUCACAUGCAUAUCUCGGGAAGAAAUGAGAGUCAACACUUUGUCACCAUCUCUCUCCAGUACCGUGUGUCAGCCUUGCACUCGCUUGGAGCAUUGCUUCUUCAGGAAGAAGCCACUGGCCUGACAAACUCCGAGGAGGAGUGUGUUUUGGGGACAGUGCUAUUGUUAGUACUGCAUGACGUUUGCGAGACCGGAAUUUCCUCUCAUGGCACUCACCUGACCGGUGUUGCGUUUCUGUGCAAGAGAUUGGCAUGUCCAGCCGACUUCUCUACAAGGUCCAAGGCUAGCAUGUUCUUCAUCUCCGCUUUGUCCUGGUUAGACAUGCUGCGGGGAUUUAGUGGCGCGGAGAAGCUUGCCUAUUCGGGAGAUGUACGCAAAUGCGUUCGGGACCACGGAAGUCUUAGUCUUCACGCUCUGGUCGGCUGCCCUCCUGUUCUUUUCCACCGGAUCGGCCAAGUCCUCGAGGCUGGAAAGUCAUACUUGGCAGGGGACCUCUCGAUCGAUCAGUUCCAGGAGCUUCUGACCAAGGCCGAAAAGUUCUUUCGUGGAUGGGAUCCUGACCUAGCAAUCUAUCCAACGGGGCACAAGGAAUGGAGACACUUGGCUGAGGCAUACAGACAUGCCUGUCUUCUCCGUGUUCUCCGAUUUCCGGAUGCCUUUGUCAUUUCCUGCGACGAUUCUCGAAUAAAGGCCUCUGUAACAGCCAUUUUUGAUGUUUCCGGAGCUGACACUUCUUCGCCACAUCAGAUGCACUAUGCCAGCUGGUGUAUUGGUGAGAUCAAGCAUGCGACGGGAUUUCAGCAUCCAGCCAUGACUGAGAUUCUGACCAAGGUUUGGGAAGAGAGGGGGACCCACCUAAAUGGCUGGUACAAUGUCCCAUGGAUGGAAUUCAUAACUCUUAGACAUGUUCCGACAUGCUGA